Tripterygium wilfordii is the source of this 3871-nucleotide messenger RNA. Its product is annotated as cellulose synthase-like protein D2. Gene Ontology annotation, molecular function: cellulose synthase (UDP-forming) activity; mannan synthase activity. Lineage: Eukaryota; Viridiplantae; Streptophyta; Magnoliopsida; Celastrales; Celastraceae. The transcript is spliced from 4 exons. The record is from RefSeq and is a predicted model, not a curated record. Bases 493 to 3723 code for a protein of 1076 amino acids. Gene Ontology annotation, biological process: cellulose biosynthetic process; plant-type primary cell wall biogenesis. Gene Ontology annotation, cellular component: plasma membrane; trans-Golgi network.
CCAAGAUUUCGCUCCCUUGUUCUUCCUUCUUACACACUUCCCUAAUUCCUACUCCCUCCACCUCUGUAAAAUGUUUGGCUUCCGUGUCUAACUUUCGCGUCCAAAAAACUCUCUCUAGUGUCUGCGACUCCCAUCUCUCCCUCAACUCCCUUGCAAAGUCUCAAAAUUGGAAAACUCUAACAAAGCUUUCAAUGCCAAUAUAGGCCAAAAGCAAGAGUUCUGUAAGUCUGCUUGAUUGUUUUUUACAACAUUGUCACACAUUCAUUCUCUUCUUCCUCUUUUUUUUUUGGGUGUUUUGUGUUUUUGGCAACAUGGCCGUCCUUAUUUGGAAGGAAAUCCAAAAUAAAUAGAAUAUUUUGGAGUUGAAAAGGUAUUGGAGUUGGUAAAUUGAGAGACUUGGACUUGGUCUUUUUUCUCUCCUUCAAUUUCUUUCAAGAAUUUUGAGCUUUUGGCUUCUUCAAGUGGGUUUUCAUCAGAGAAAACUCAAUAAAGAUGGCUAGUGAUUAUCAGCAUGCAAGAAUAAGACAACAAUUUCACAACUACAGCGGCUAUACUUUUGACAUUGAUAACGUGGAGGGGGAUGUAGAGUUCUCCACCUACACAGUUCAAGCACCACCCACUCCUGACAACCAGCCCUUGGAAAUUUUCGUUGAUGACAAAACAGGAUCGAAUUCAAUGUUUUCCGGUCAUCAUGAGCGACUAACACAAGCCAAUUCAAAGAAAAGUGGGAAUUCCGCAAAAGGGUCGUGGUCAGAUGAGGGUGAUUUCAACUUUUAUAGGGAUGGUUACAGAGAAGCUGAUGAAACUGGUGACGGGGUUGUUACAGGGCAGGACUUGCCUGAUACAAGAAACCCUUUUAGUGGUUUGCAGGGGGCGCUUUCCUCCGCAAAAUCUUUGCCAUCAUCAGAGGAUAGGAAUGUAUCGGUGAAUCGUCAUAUUGAUGGUUUUGAUGAUUGUGAAUGGAUGUUUGAGUCUAAAAGGAGUUACGGCUAUGGAAGUGCUUUGCAUAAUGAGGAUGCCGGUAGUGGGUACUCCGAUAGUAUUGGCGGUGAUACAAAAGCAUUUAUUGAUAAGCGAUGGAGACCUCUUGCUCGGGUAGUGAAGAUAUCCACCGCAAUUCUUUGCCCAUAUCGACUCUUAAUCUUCGUUCGCAUGGUUGCGCUUGUGUCAUUCAUGUUGUGGAGGGUUUUACAUCCUAAUGAAGAUGCAUACUGGCUAUGGGGCAUGUCUGUGGCUUGUGAAAUUUGGUUCUCCUUCUCUUGGAUACUUGAGCAGCUUCCAAAACUCUGCCCGAUUAAUCGUGAUACUGACCUUGAUGUUCUAAAAGAGAAAUUUGAAUCUCCAAGUCCGAGUAAUCCUACCGGAAAAUCUGAUCUUCCUGGCAUUGACAUAUUUGUUUCUUCAGUAGAUACAGAGAUAGAACCACCACUUGUUACUGCAAACACUGUCCUGUCUAUUCUUGCAGCGGACUACCCGGUAGAGAAACUCUCUUGUUAUGUUUCUGAUGAUUCUGGUGCCCUUCUUACCUUUGAGGCCAUGGCAGAGACAGCUAGUUUUGCCGGAAUCUGGGUCCCCUUCUGUAGGAAACAUGAUAUUGAGCCCAGAAACCCAGAAUCAUAUUUCAAGUUGAAGAUUGAUCCCUACAAAGACAAGGUAAGGCCAGAUUUUGUUAGAGAUCGCCGGAAGGUAAAACGUGAGUAUGAUGAGUUCAAGGUUCGGAUCAAUGGCCUUUUCGACUCAAUUCGUCGUCGUUCUGAUACCUAUAAUACUCGAGAAGAGGUCGGAAUAUUGAAGCAAUGGAGAGAGAAAAAUGAUGAUGAACCAAUUGAGAGUUUGAAGAUUCCAAAAGCAACUUGGAUGGCUGAUGGAACCUACUGGCCUGGCACUUGGGCUGUUCCAGAUCCUGAGCAUUCUAGGGGUGAGCAUGCCAGUAUUAUACAGGUGAUGUUGAACCGUCCAGCAGAUGAACCAGUGCGAGGUGCAGCCGGUGAUGCUAGUUUUCUAGACCUGACUAAAGUUGAUAUUCGCCUGCCUAUGCUUGUUUAUGUUUCUCGUGAGAAGCGAACUGGAUAUGAUCACAACAAAAAGGCCGGAGCACUGAAUGCCCUGCUUCGAGCCUCUGCCAUUAUGUCCAAUGGCGCUUUUGUUCUUAACCUUGAUGGAAGCAACUAUAUAUAUAACUCCCAGGCAUUGAGAGAAGGCAUGUGCUUCAUGAUGGACCAUGAAGGGGAUCGCAUUUGCUAUGUCCAGUUUCCUCUGAGGUUCGAGGGCAUUGAUCCAUCUGAUCGCAAUGCCAAUUCUAAUACAGUUUUCUUUGAUAUCAACAUGCGAGCCCUUGAUGGGGUUCAAGGUCCAAUGUAUGUUGGAACAGGAUGCCUGUUCCGUAGAACUGCCCUUUAUGGCUUUGACCCACCUCGGCUUACAGAACCAGCUGAUCGCUCCUGUUGCUGCUUUCGACGUCGUCGCAAGGUGGCAACAAUAGCUUCAGACUCCGAAUCCAGCCAAGGAGUUGCACCUGAGGACGCUCGAUCACUUCGAAGGUGGGAGACUGAUGAUGAGGAAAUGAACAUUCCUCUUAUUAUCAAGAAGUUUGGGAAUUCAAGCUUAUUUAGCAACUCUAUUGGGGUAGCAGCAUAUGAGGGCCUGCCUAUUGCUGAUCCCCCAUCUGCAAAAAAUGGAAGACCGCCAGGAGCUCUCACCACUUCUAGAGGGCCUCUUGAUGCAUCAACAGUUGCAGAGGCGAUUGAUGCCAUCUCUUGCUGGUAUGAAGAUAAAACCGAAUGGGGCCAAAAUGUUGGCUGGAUAUAUGGGUCAACAGAAGAUUUGAUAACUGGCUAUAGGAUGCAGAAACGGGGUUGGAAAUCAGUGUAUUGUGUUACCAAGAUUGAUGCUUUCCGAGGGACUGCCUUGAUUAAUCUAACUGAUCGUCUCCAUCAGUUUCUCGACUCAGCUACUGGCUCGGUUGAGAUAUUCUUCUCUCGCAACAAUGCUCUUCUAGGAGGCAGUAAGUUGAAGUUACUGCAGCGUAUUGCAUACCUUAAUGGUGGACUAUCGCCAAUAACUUCCAUUUUCCUCACUGUCUACUGCUUCAUUCCUGCAAUCUCACUCUUUACGAAUCAAUUUAUUGUCGAGUCACUUGACAUAACUUUCCUCACACACCUUUUGGUCAUUACAUUGACGCUUUCUAUUAUCGCUACUCUUGAGAUCAAGUGGUCUGGCAUUGCGUUGGAAGAAUGGUGGAGGAAUGAGCAGUUCUGGUUGAUCAAAGGGACUAGUUCACAUCUUGCUGCUGUGCUACAUGGUCUGCUAAAUGUUUUCGGCGGGAUUGAGUUAUCGUCCACUUCAACAGCAAAAUCAGCCGGUGAUGGUGAUGAUGAUGAUGACGAGUUCGCUGAUCUCUAUACAAUAAAGUGGACAUUCCUGAUGUUACCUCCUAUCAUAAUCAUAAUAGUUAACUUGAUCGCGCUAGCAGUUGCAGUUUUCCGAACGAUGUAUAGUACUAACCCUAAAUGGAGCCAGUUUUUAGGAGGAGCGGGCUUCUGCAUUUGGGUGUUGGUUCAUCUCUUCCCCUUUGUGAAAGGGCUAACCGGAAAACGAGGGAAGACGCCCACCGUCGUGUAUGUAUGGGCGGGUCUUAUUUCAAUAUCUAUAUCUCUACUUUGGGUGGCCAUUAAACCCCCUUCAGGUAACAGUGACAUUGUUGGAUCAUUUCAGUUUCUAUGAGCUUCUUCAGUUUCAAGACAUAAUUUCUUCAAAUUUUUGGUCUUAGAAUGAGUAAAUUGUCAAUAUUUGUACAUAUGAACUUCAAUAAUCAAGGGGUGCUUUUGAUGGCCAUUUUUGAGAUCUAUUGAUCAUAUUGCUGCAUUCUCUU